Colletotrichum truncatum is the source of this 1854-nucleotide messenger RNA. RefSeq lists its product as uncharacterized. NCBI's taxonomy places the organism in Eukaryota, Fungi, Ascomycota, Sordariomycetes, Glomerellales, Glomerellaceae. The record is from RefSeq and is a predicted model, not a curated record.
AUGAAGAGUGCGGCUGGUCUUGCCAGACAGCGAAUAGAUAAGACCUCAGAUAGCACUCAACCAUUGCUUUACGAGACAAAUGAUGAGAACAAAAAACACGUUCCGGAGAAGCUCACGGCGGUAUUGAAAUCCGUCAACUGGCGCAAACCUCUGGUGCCUCAAAGCCACAACGCUCAGAAGACCAAAGUUCGCAGGAGCCGAAAGUCUUCGGGUUCUGCCGUCGACUACAACGUUGCUGAUCCAGCUACGUACUGGCGAAAGCCUGUUGCCGGCGUCGAUCCCUUGCUCAAUACAACCACCCCAGCGUUUGAGGAGAGCAAGCCUAGAAUACCCGCGCAGCUCUUCACUGGAGAGAGCGGGCCAGGUGCCAAAAUGAGAUGCGUCGUCAGCCGCGCUGUUUCCAUUGACGAGGGAGACAAGAGGACUGGUAAGAAGGAAACCACUCCUCUUGUGAUGGACAUAAUGAUCCACGAGUGCGAUGAUUCCAAGUGCAGUGAGCACAAUGGAAUUUUCAACAACGCCGAGAUUCGCCGCAUAAAGAGUGCGACUCGUUUCCAGUCCCAACCUCGCGAUAGCGCGCUUCUAGACUUCGAAAAACAGCUAACGAACGUUAGUAUCACGCCGCGCAAGAAUUCCAUGAUCGAUUUGACGAAAGCUUGCAAGCGUGGCCUUGAUGAUGGCCCUAACGGCUUAGAUUACCACAAGACCUUGCCCCAAAACGAGACUGCCAUUAUUCAUGAUCCUGCCGUUGCAGCUAUUGGUAUCCGAAAUGUCAAGAAAACCAGCGAUGACAUAGCCACACAAACGGACCGCUUCCAAGAGCUCCUCCGGAAGCUUCAGCACUCUGCACUCGAAUACAAGUCAACGGCCAAGGUGGAAAAUGCAGGCGUGGAACGUCCAAGACAGGAUUCUGGUGAUUCUGGUAUUGACACCAGAAGCCCACUCAAACGAUCUCUCAAUCCCUUGGCAAAAGAAUUCUCAGCUCUCUCUUCCAAAGAAAAUCCUGUUGUUGCAGAGAAGCGGGGGUCAGAGACGUCUGUGAAUAUCCCGCUCUCAAUUCUUACGCAGAUAAUGGGUCAAAGUGAUCAAGUUGAGGCUACGGCAGUCUUCCCCCAACUGAACUUGAACAAGUCAAUUAUCGGGACCCUUCAGAAAUUUGGCAUUCCCAACAACCUGCAGCAACUACCGCAACAAAAUCCUAUGGUAUCACCAAUGGCUUUGAUGCCGCUGACGAUGACUCAAACUAUGCAGUCUCCUUUGCUUCCCACGUCAUCGUCGCCCGCUAUCAUUCCGGCACCGGGCCCACAGAGUACCAUAAUGCCACCUCCAUUGGGCACUUUGGUGCCAAUGCAACUGAUGCCAACUAUCAAAUACCCUACUGUUUUUAACAGUGCAACGGCUCACAGUGUACCUACACUGCCUCCUCCUCCAUUUGGAUCGCAAUUCAACCCGCCGGGCUCGACUCUACCGCCAUCAGUAUACGAAACGCGCCUGGAUGGGUUUAAUCCUGCCGCUGACUUGGGUCGGCGGACCGCUGCUGGCUCUACUAUAAGUUAUCCUGGCCCCGGCUCUCAGAUGAAUAACUCCUUUGCUCCCAUCCCAUUACAAGUGCCCAACUGUGGUUCUUUCAACGUUAAUCAAGCUCCAGCACCCAGUUCCAACAUUGGGCCUCCGCCUGUCCAAAAGCCCCGUAUGCCUGAUGCUAUGGGCCAGCAAAACUACGAGGCAUAUGUGGAAUGGCGCAAAGCAAAUGAGCCUGGGUACGCCUAUGAAUGCAAGAAACGCCAGGCCAGGAGAGCUGGUCGAUGCAACGCUUUUGAACGACAGCAACCUCGGGGACCACUUGUACGAUGA